UCCCUUCGUGCUCACUAUUUUACUUUUUGUCAAACAUGUUUGCGCUUGUCUUGUCUCUUUUCUUCCUCAUCGUACUCCUCUUCUCUCUUCUUCUCGCCGGCGGCCGAGAAGCAAGAAGUAAUCCGGCGAUCCGAAAGCUUCCGCCCGGCCCUACGAAGCUCCCAGUCAUCGGCAACCUCCACCAGAUACGUGGCAAUCUGCUGCACCAGUCCCUAUGGGAAAUGUCCAAGCAGUACGGCCCGCUCAUGCACCUAAAGCUCGGCCAAGUCUCCGCCGUCGUCGUCUCCUCCGCAGCCCUCGCCAGGGACGUCCUCAAGACGUUUGACCUCGAUUGUUGCUCUCGCCCCCACAACGUCGCCACCGCCGUGCUCACCUACGGCGACUCAGACAUCGGCUUCAUGCCUUACGGCGAGCGCUGGAGGCAGCUACGCAAGCUCUGCACCGUCGAAUUCUUCAGCACUAGAAAGAUCAACUCUUUCACGUCCGUAAGGGAAGAUGAAAUCGCGAGGAUGGUGAAGCAUAUCUCUUCUCUCAUCUCUGGCUCCCUCGCCGUCAACGUGAGUGAGCUCUCCUUGUACUUCACCUGCAACACGACAUGCAGGACAGCCUUCGGUCGAGACAUCGCCGGAGACGACCUCAACGUUUACGACGUGCUCAGGGAAUCGCAGGAAGUGGUGGCUAGCUUCUUCAUGGCAGAUUACUUUCCCCUGCUCGGGUGGGUCGUCGAUGUGGUGACGGGGAUGAAAUCCAGACUUCGGAAAUCGUUUCUUGAGCUCGACGGCAUCUACCAGAAAUUCAUCGAUUGUCACCUCGACGUGAAGAGUCGAUCAGGAAGUGAAGAGAAUGAGGAUUUAUUAGAUGUUCUGCUUCGGUUGCGGAAGGAUGAGCAGCUGACAGAGGAGAACCUCAAAGGAGUUCUUACGGAUAUUUUCAUCGCCGGAACCGAUACCUCGUCAGCGGUGGUCGAAUGGGCGAUGGCGGAGCUCAUCCGGCGGCCAGAGUUGAUGAAGAGAGCUCAAGAGGAAGUGAGAAGAUGUGUGGGGAGAAGCAAAGGAAAGGUGGAGGAGAGUGACCUGCACCAGCUUCACUUUCUCAAAUGCAUCGUCAAGGAGACGAUGAGGCUGCACCCACCGGCACCCAUGCUCCUCCAUCGGGAAACCAUGCACCCAGUGACUUUAAGCGACGGGUACCAAAUUCCUCCCAAGACGACGAUCUACAUGAACGCAUGGGCGAUUGGCAGGGAUCCGGAUGCGUGGGAGAGACCGGAGGCGUUCGACCCAGAGAGGUUUGUGAACAUGGCUUCACCGUCUGUGGACUCGUUUGCACACUAUGACUUCAAGCUGAUUCCGUUCGGCGAGGGGCGGAGGAUUUGCCCGGGGAAGAAUCUGGGGAUUUUGAUGGCGGAGGUGGCGCUAGCCAACCUCUUGUACUCUUUCGACUGGCAGUUGCCGCCGGGAAUGAAGGAGGAGGACGUGAGCAUGGAAGAAGCGCCGGGGGUCACUGUGCACAGGAAGCAUGAUCUGUGUUUGAUGGCCGCAAAUUCUGAGGCAAACUAAGCAUGUUGUUCAUCUCCAAUACACUAAUUAAUGGAACUGAACAAUAAGACAGUACCAUAAUAAGAUAUUAUUGUCAUAGUGUGUACUAUCUUGUAAUUUUACCUACCGAAUAUAGCUAGUUUAUGUACUAUUCCUGUUUGA
Messenger RNA from Zingiber officinale, 1697 nucleotides. RefSeq names its product cytochrome P450 71A1-like. NCBI's taxonomy places the organism in Eukaryota, Viridiplantae, Streptophyta, Magnoliopsida, Zingiberales, Zingiberaceae. The coding region runs from base 36 to 1556 and encodes 506 amino acids. The record is from RefSeq and is a predicted model, not a curated record. Gene Ontology annotation, molecular function: monooxygenase activity; iron ion binding; oxidoreductase activity, acting on paired donors, with incorporation or reduction of molecular oxygen. The transcript is spliced from 2 exons.